This is a messenger RNA of Aspergillus costaricaensis CBS 115574, 2523 nucleotides long. Its product is annotated as alpha-actinin, sarcomeric (f-actin cross linking protein). Bases 253 to 2178 code for a protein of 641 amino acids. The transcript has 4 exons. Gene Ontology annotation, cellular component: Z disc; cell projection; cell junction. Gene Ontology annotation, biological process: muscle cell development; actin cytoskeleton organization. NCBI's taxonomy places the organism in Eukaryota, Fungi, Ascomycota, Eurotiomycetes, Eurotiales, Aspergillaceae. The record is from RefSeq and is a predicted model, not a curated record. Gene Ontology annotation, molecular function: actin filament binding; calcium ion binding.
CGACUAUCUAUCUAGGCGAUUCGAUCUCUUUGAAACCGGCGAAUCGCAGCCCACCCCUUCCCACUCGUUCUAGUCACCUCCGUCCUGAAGAUCCUGCCUUUUCUAUUCAAGUCCGGUCUCCGUCGGCUCCAUCCAUUAACUCACUGGAUACCAGCCUCCAGAUAGACAGCAAACGCUCCCUCAGUCCGUGCUUCAAUCGCCCAAUUUCUCCCCGCCCGCCCUGGAUGUUCUCAACCACCCUCGCCAUCCAUCAUGUUGACAGUUGAAAAGCAGUGGAUUAAUGUGCAACAGAAGACCUUCACCAAAUGGCUCAAUGACAAGCUGAAGGUGCGGAAGAUCUUCAUCGAUGACCUCGUGGUCGACCUUUCCGAUGGUGUUAUCCUUAUUCAUCUACUCGAGAUCCUGGGUGGAGAGUCACUUGGUCGAUAUGCCUCGAAGCCUAAGUUGCGGGUACAGAAAUUCGAAAAUGUCAACAAGAGUCUCGAUUUCAUCAAGGGAAGGCGGAUCCCGAUGACGAACAUUGGAGCAGAGGAUGUUGUGGAUGGAAAUCGGAAGAUCAUUCUGGGCUUGAUAUGGACACUCAUUCUGCGAUUCACAAUCAGCGACAUCAACGCGGAGGGAAUGACCGCGAAGGCGGGUCUCCUUCUGUGGUGUCAACGGAAGACUGCUUGUUACGAAGGAGUAGAAGUCCGGGACUUCUCCACUAGCUGGAAUGAUGGUCUGGCCUUCUGUGCCCUUCUGGAUAUCCAUCGUCCAGACCUGAUUGACUUCGAUGCUCUGGACAAGAAGGACCACCGGGGUAACAUGAAACUCGCCUUCGACAUCGCAGCUAACGAAAUAGGCAUCCCUGACUUGCUCGAUGUCGACGAUGUUUGCGAUCAAGCAAGACCUGAUGAGAAGUCACUGAUGACAUACAUCGCUUAUUGGUUCCAUGCAUUCUCGCAGCUGGAGCGUGUCGAGAAUGCCGGACGUCGGGUGGAGAAAUUCAUCAACAACAUGCAUGGUGCAUGGGAGAUGCAGAACUCCUACGAGCGGAGAAUGAGGGAACUAUUGCGCGUUAUCAGAGUGCAACGUGAGGCAUGGAAGAACUCAUCCUUUGAAGGUACAUACAAGGACGCGAAAGAGCAAGCCCACCAGUUCUCCUUGUAUAAAAGAAACCAGAAGCGCCAGUGGGUGGCAGAAAAGUCGGAUCUCGCAGCCCUGCUCGGUAACAUCAAGACCAAACUCAGCACAUACCGAUUGCGCCCUUACCAACCGCCAAAGGAACUAAGUCUGGAGGUUUGCGAUGAGGAGUGGGAGGGCUUGACUCGUGACGAGCACGAACGUAGCCAGCUUAUUAACGAGACCAUUCGGGAUAUCAAGAAUGCCCUCCGCCGAUCGUUUGCGGACAAAGCCAACGAUUUUGCGCUAACGUUAAAGACCCUGUCUCUGGCAAUAUCUGGUCUCGAUGGUGAUGUAGAAGACCAAUUAGCACAUGUCAAGAGACUCAAUGACAACCUCCCUCCCCUCGAUGCGUUCUUAGAUACCAUUGCGGCUCUGGACGAGCAAUGUGCGGAGGCGAAUAUUGAGGAAAACGACUACACCACAUAUACUUUAGAUGAACUCUCUUACGAGUUGAGCUUGGUCAAGUCUAGCAUCUCCAAAAAGCUGGCAUUCCUUGACAAUCAACUCGUGGCUCGGAACAUGACCAACCUGACACCAAUCCAACUGGAGGAAUUUGAGUCUGUCUUCAGGCAUUUCGAUCGCGACGCUUCCAAUACCCUUCAUGAGCUUGAAUUUUCGGCAGCCCUCGCAAGUCUUGGCCUUGUAUAUGAUGAAGAGGAGAUGCAUGACGUCUAUGUGGAAACAUGUGGACCAGCCCGACUUGCGCAAAAUGCCGGUGUCAGCUUUGAGCAGUUCAUCCGUUUCAUGGUCAGCGUUACUGAGGAUCAAAACACGGCCGAGCAAGUCUACCAGAGUUUCCGCGAGGUUGCGGAUGGCAAGCCUUAUGUCACGGAGCUCGACCUUCGACACUCCCUCAUUCCCGACGAGGUAAUCGAACAUCUAGUCCAGACUAUGCCGCCACACAACGGACCGGAUCUUCAAGAAGACAGAGACCUUCCCAAGUAUGACUACAUCAGCUUCAUGGAGAAGAUGAUAGAGCAUAACAACAGCGACCCUGUGAAUGGUGGGGAUUGAUGGGCUAGUACGUUUGCAUUGCACUGCCGGAGUUUUGUUUGCUUUCUGAUUCGGUCCUCUUCCUCUUUUCAUUUGCUUGUCACCUUUCUGAAGAGUCUUGCUGGAGGUUGCUUUUGGUGUUUUCUGGAGCAAAAAGGGAGGGUUGUGUCUUCGGUGAGCUUUCGACCAUGCAUACAGGACUAUGAGCCGAGGCGUCGUUUCUCUUCCUUUUUGCAUUACAGCCAUGAGUUUCUCCUUGUCUGCGCCUCUCUUCCUGCCAUUGGGCUCUCGACGGUUCUGAGCGGGCACGCUUAGCUUCUGGGGAAGAAGUAGUUUACAUAUACACACGUUCCCAACAAAGCACUC